GGCAGGUGCUGGCGACCGCAGAAAGGGAAAAGGGGUUGUGCUCCGGGACGAUCGGGGCGAAAGGGGCGGGGCCGGGGAGCAGCUCGCCGAGGUACCGAGCUCCAGCGACCCGCGGGCGUGUGAGGGUCUGUGGCCCUCGGCGUCCCAGUGGCCGCCGCCGUCGCUUGGUCGCCCUCAGUCUGCGGGAGGCGGGUUAUGGCGGCGGCCGUAGUCGGAGCUGUGAAUGAAUUCUCCAGGUGGACGAGGGAAGAAGAAAGGCUCCGGCGGCCCCAGCAGCUCGGUGCCUCCCAGGCCUCCGCCCCCCUGCCUGGCCCCCGGCCGCCCCGCCCCCGGGCCGGCCCCUCCGCCGGAGUCGCCGCAUAAGCGGAACCUGUACUACUUCUCCUACCCGCUGGUCCUCGGCUUCGCGCUGCUGCGUUUGGUCGCCUUCCACCUGGGGCUCCUCUUCGUGUGGCUCUGCCAGCGCUUCUCCCGCGCCCUCAUGGCCGCCAAGAGGAGCUCCCGGGCCGCCCCGGCGCCAGCGUCGGCUUCGCCCCCGACGCCGGUGCCGGGCGGGGAGGCCGAGAGCGUCCGAGCGUUCCACAAACAGGCCUUCGAGUACAUCUCCAUUGCUCUGCGCAUCGAUGAGGACGAGAAAGCAGGACAAAAAGAACAAGCUGUGGAAUGGUAUAAGAAGGGCAUUGAAGAACUGGAAAAAGGAAUAGCUGUAAUAGUUACAGGACAAGGUGAACAGUGUGAAAGAGCUAGACGCCUUCAAGCUAAAAUGAUGACUAACUUGAUUAUGGCCAAGGAUCGUUUACAACUUCUAGAGAAGCUGCAACCAGUUUUGCAAUUCUCCAAGUCACAAACGGAUGUGUAUAAUGACAGUACUAACCUGACAUGCCGCAAUGGACAUCUCCAGUCAGAAAGUGGAGCUGUUCCGAAAAGAAAAGAUCCCUUAACGCACACCAGUAACUCAUUGCCUCGUUCAAAAACAGUUAUGAAAACUGGAUCCACAGGUCUUUCAGGCCACCACAGAGCACCUAGCUGCAGUGGUUUAUCAAUGGUUUCCGGAGUAAGACAGGGACCUGGUCCUACACCUACCACUCAUAAGAGUACUCCCAAAACAAAUAGAACAAAUAAACCUUCUACCCCUACAACUGCUGCUCGUAAAAAGAAGGACUUGAAGAAUUUCAGGAAUGUGGACAGCAAUCUUGCUAAUCUUAUAAUGAACGAAAUUGUGGACAAUGGGACAGCUGUUAAAUUUGAUGACAUAGCUGGUCAAGAGUUGGCAAAACAAGCAUUGCAGGAAAUUGUUAUUCUUCCUUCUCUCAGACCUGAGUUGUUCACAGGGCUUCGAGCUCCUGCUAGAGGAUUGUUACUCUUUGGUCCACCUGGAAAUGGGAAAACAAUGCUGGCUAAAGCAGUAGCUGCAGAAUCAAAUGCAACCUUCUUUAAUAUUAGUGCUGCAAGUUUAACUUCAAAAUACGUGGGAGAAGGAGAGAAACUGGUGAGAGCUCUUUUUGCUGUGGCUCGAGAACUUCAACCUUCUAUAAUUUUUAUAGAUGAAGUUGAUAGCCUUUUGUGUGAAAGAAGAGAAGGCGAACAUGAUGCUAGUAGACGUCUAAAAACUGAAUUUCUAAUAGAAUUUGAUGGUGUACAGUCGGCUGGAGAUGACAGAGUGCUUGUAAUGGGUGCUACUAAUAGGCCACAAGAGCUUGAUGAUGCUGUUCUCAGGCGUUUCAUCAAACGAGUGUAUGUGUCUUUGCCAAAUGAAGAGACAAGACUACUUUUACUUAAAAAUUUGUUAUGUAAACAAGGAAGCCCACUGACCCAAAAAGAACUAGCACAACUUGCUAGAAUGACUGAUGGAUAUUCAGGAAGUGAUCUCACAGCUUUGGCAAAAGACGCAGCACUGGGUCCUAUCCGAGAACUGAAACCAGAACAAGUGAAGAAUAUGUCUGCCAGUGAGAUGAGAAAUAUUCGAUUAGCUGACUUCACUGAAUCCUUGAAAAAGAUAAAACGCAGUGUGAGCCCUCAAACUUUAGAAGCAUACAUACGUUGGAACAAGGACUUUGGAGACACUACUGUUUAACAAAAUGCCUUUGUAAGCUUACAGAAUAUUUUACUUUCCAAGAGAUCACCAUCUCAAAGAAUAGUUAUCAGCUACAGAAUUCAGCAUAAGUUUACAGGACUUCUCAGAGUCUAAAAUAAUAUUUGUGUACCCCAAGAUGAACCAGAAAACAAAUUUGAAUAAAAAUAUAAUGUAAAUGGAAUAUUUUGUUUUUAAGGGCUUCUUGCCUUGAUGAUCAUGAUUACCCCAAUGGGCACUGUUAGAGUACAUCAAAAGUUAUUUCUGGUCUUCUUUACCAAUAUAAUCAUAAUGUAAAUAAUAAUUUGUAUAUUGUGUUGCAGAUGAACGUAUUCCAGAGACAGUAAAUGUUAGAAGACACAAGAGCCUUUGGUUGUUUGUCUUCUGAUAUCUUUACUUAAGUGUAAUACUUUUCUUUUCCUUCCCCACUUUCCUCUUUCCUGCAGGUAAAUGAAAGCCAAACACUGUUUUGUUUUGUUUUUUUCUCUUUUGUUUUUACAAAUUCAGUGUGCCAAACGAAAUUUUUUUCUAUGUAGCAGUAAUAUGAAAAGGUAUUUGAGAGUUAUUUUUCUUCAUAAGCCUACAGAUGUUAAACAGUUAUGUACUUUUGACUUUUUAUUUUUCUAUUAGCUUACUUCCAAACAAUUUAGAAAGCAAUAUGAUGGCUAUAAAACUAAUGUAGUAAAAUAGAAGGUUUGAGUUCCUGUGUCAUCCAGUAUGUCCAUCAAUCCUCUUGUGACCAGUAUUCUUUUUUUUUAGUGUAUUUGUCUAUUGUAGACUGUUAACUUAUUCCUAGUGGAAUUUGUUUUGGGCAAGAAUUACUUUAAUAUUUAAUAAAGACAGCUUUAAAUGCUGUAAAAGUGGUUCCAUUGCAAGAUAAGGGAAGUACUGGGAGCUAAGAUGUUUCUAAUUUAUUGCUUAUUACUUUCUUACUGUUUACAGGAUAAUUAUAAGCCAGUAAAGCUACUGUCUUUUAUUCUCAAUAAUUAUUAAUCCCUUCAAAUGAAACUUUAAAAUUACUGUUUUUAUACAUUGUGUAUUUUAUAGUUUUUUUGUGCUCACUUUGUUAACUAAAAAGUUUUAGCCUAUUAAUCUACCUUUUGUUCCCCCAAAAAUGUACAGUAAUUCUGCUUCUUGUUUGUACGACUAUGCCUGGAUUUUUAUUGUAAAAAUGUCAUUGUAGGAAGUAGCGAUGCUUAUAUGGCCUUUUAAAUAUCGUAAUAAAGGCAAAUAGAUAUUU
Condylura cristata (star-nosed mole) is the source of this 3311-nucleotide messenger RNA. RefSeq names its product spastin (gene SPAST). The transcript has 17 exons. Gene Ontology annotation, cellular component: microtubule cytoskeleton. The coding region runs from base 224 to 2074 and encodes 616 amino acids. Gene Ontology annotation, molecular function: ATP binding; ATP hydrolysis activity; microtubule severing ATPase activity. The record is from RefSeq and is a predicted model, not a curated record. NCBI's taxonomy places the organism in Eukaryota, Metazoa, Chordata, Mammalia, Eulipotyphla, Talpidae.